Molecule: messenger RNA, 1078 nt
Organism: Megalops cyprinoides (Indo-Pacific tarpon)
Lineage: Eukaryota; Metazoa; Chordata; Actinopteri; Elopiformes; Megalopidae
Product: apolipoprotein Eb-like
Exons: 5
Coding region: 82-906 (274 amino acids)
Biological process (GO): positive regulation of nitric-oxide synthase activity; cholesterol catabolic process; negative regulation of neuron apoptotic process
Cellular component (GO): intermediate-density lipoprotein particle; extracellular region
Molecular function (GO): lipid binding
Source: RefSeq, a predicted model, not a curated record
CGCGAUGCGCUCAGAGGGAAUUCACAGACUCGGGGAAGCACUUACAGUAGGGCUUUUCAGGUGUAUUGUCUGUUGCACACCAUGAAGGCUGUAGCGGUGAUCCUUGUUCUCGCGGUCAUUUCAGGCUGCCAUGCUCGUGCAGUAUUCCAGGAUGAGCCCAAGACCAAGUGGGAGGAGGCCGUUGACCGCUUCUGGGAGUUCGUGUCGGACGUCAACACCAAGGCCGAUGGCGUGGUGCAGGACGUCAAGAGCUCGGAGAUCGGAAAGGAACUGGACACCCUGAUCCAAGAUGUCAUGGCCGACCUGGCCGUAUACAAGGACGACCUGGAGACCAAGCUGGGCCCGUACGCCAAGGACGCGGCCGAGAAGCUGGGCGAGGACCUGCAGCUGCUGGGGAACAAGCUGCAGGAAGACAUGAGCAACGCCAAGGAGCGCCUGACCGAUUACACCAAGGAGCUGCAGACCAUGGUGGAGCAGAACGCCGACGACGUGAAGAACCGCAUCAACCUGUACUGCCGCAAGCUGAAGAAACGGCUGGGCAAGGACACCGAGGAGAUCCGCAAGAAGGCGGCCACAUACUUCGAGGAGAUGCAGUCACGGGCAGCGCAGAACGCGGAGGCCGUGAGGGACCGGCUGGAGCCGUACUUCACGGAGGCUCGAGAGCGGGCGGAGGAGAAGCUGGGCAGCGUGCAGCAGCUCCUGCAGGCCCAAGCUCAGGACCUGGGCGGGCGCAUCGAGGCCCAGGCCCAGGAGGUGCGCGAGCAGCUGGAGAAGACGGCCGAGGACCUCCGCUCCACCCUGGAGGGCAAGAUGGAGGAGCUGCGCGAUUGGUUCAGCCCUUACGCCGCCAAGAUCCAGGAGCAGCUGCAGGCCGCUGCCGACCACAUGAAGUCCCUGAGCUCCUAAAGGGGAUGAAGGGGCGAACUGCUGUUCUAUACGGACGGGUCGUCACACUCUUCCUUCCCUAGACAACUAAUCUAAGUUCAGCUCACCCACCUCUCAUUGUUAGCCCUAACCUGGUUAGUGUAACUCUGACUCUGAUCCAGGAUCAGCUGAUAAGGGCAAAAAAAAAAAAAAA